Microstroma glucosiphilum is the source of this 2271-nucleotide messenger RNA. Its product is annotated as putative NADH dehydrogenase 78K chain precursor. Gene Ontology annotation, molecular function: NADH dehydrogenase (ubiquinone) activity; iron-sulfur cluster binding. The record is from RefSeq and is a predicted model, not a curated record. NCBI's taxonomy places the organism in Eukaryota, Fungi, Basidiomycota, Exobasidiomycetes, Microstromatales, Microstromataceae. The transcript is spliced from 2 exons. Bases 1 to 2271 code for a protein of 756 amino acids. Gene Ontology annotation, cellular component: membrane. Gene Ontology annotation, biological process: ATP synthesis coupled electron transport.
AUGCUGCGCUCCCUCAACACUCUCCGGGCUGCAUCGGCCGCCAAGCACAAUGUUGCUUCUUCCUCGAGGUUGCCAGCACUGGUCGCAUCUUCCUUCUCCACCUCGACCAAGGCUCUCCUCGCCACACCCGCACCCGAUGGACCUCCCCAGAAGAAGAUGGUCAAGCUGACCAUCGAUGGCAAGGAGGUAGAGGUAGAGCAAGGAACAGCACUCAUUCAGGCUUGUGAGCAGGCAGGAGCUCAGAUUCCAAGAUUCUGCUACCAUGAGCGUCUAUUGAUUGCAGGAAACUGUCGAAUGUGUCUGGUCGAGUCCAAAGGAGCACCAAAGCCAAUCGCCUCCUGUGCGUGGCCUGUCCAGCCAGGCCAAGUCGUCACUACCAACUCGCCCCUCGUUGCCAAGGCUCGUGAGGGUGUGAUGGAGUUCCUUCUAGCCAAUCACCCCCUCGACUGCCCCAUCUGCGAUUGGGGAGGAGAGUGUGAUCUGCAGGACCAGUCGAUGAGGUAUGGAUCGGACCGUGGAAGGUUCCACGAGAUGUCAGGCAAGCGGGCAGUGGAGGACAAGAACCUGGGACCACUCGUGAAGACGACCAUGACGAGGUGCAUUCACUGCACCCGCUGUGUCCGAUUCGCAAACGACAUUGCUGGAGUACAAGACCUGGGUACCUCUGGCCGUGGAAACGACCUGCAGAUUGGAACAUACGUGGCCAAGACGAUCGACUCUGAGAUGUCCGGAAACAUGAUCGACCUCUGCCCUGUCGGAGCUUUGACCUCGAAGCCCUACGCCUUCCACGCUCGACCUUGGGAGCUCAAGAAGAGCGAGUCCAUCGACGUCUUGGACGCCGUUGGAUCCAACAUUCGAGUCGACUCGCGAGGUGUAGCUGUCAUGCGAAUCCUUCCCCGAACCAACGACGACGUCAACGAGGAGUGGAUCAACGACAAGACCCGUUUCGCAGCUGACGGACUGAGGUAUCAGCGUCUCACCACGCCCCUCAUCAAGCAGGGUGAUCGCUUCGUGCCCGCCUCGUGGCCAGAGGCACUUGCCACCGUCGCCGAGGGUCUCGAAUCUUCUGGUGCCAAGGGCAACGAGAUCAAGGGUGUUGUCGGUGCUCUCGCCGAUGCCGAAUCUAUCGUUGCGCUUAAGGACCUCGUCAACCGACUUGGCUCUGACAACUUGACUGUCGAUGCUCCCGCCGGUGACAUGGCCCCCGUCUACGGACAGGACUUCCGAGCCAACUACAGCUUCAAUUCGACGAUCCCGAACAUCGAAGAGGCUGACGCUCUGCUCCUGGUCGGAACCAACCCCCGUCACGAGGCUGCUAUUGUCAACACUCGAAUCCGCAAGGCUUACCUUCACCGCGAGCUCGAUGUUGGCCUGAUCGGUGAGAAGGUUGACCUGACCUACGACUACGCCCACGCUGGUACCGAUGCCCAGGCUGUCAAGGACUUCGUCGCUGGCAAAGGUGACUUUGCCAAGCGAUUUGCAAAGGCCAAGAACCCAAUGAUCAUUGUCGGCUCAGCUGUUCCUGAGCACGUCGACGGCAAGUCGAUUCUCGCCGAUCUGGCCGGUCUUGUGGAGAAGAACAAGGACAAGUUCUUGACUGCCGACUACAAUGGCUUCAACAUCCUGCAGCGAACUGCCUCCAGGACUGCCGCCAAUGACAUUGGUAUCGCACCUAGUGCCGAGGCUGCCAAGACCAGCCCCAAGUUCGUUUACCUGCUCAAUUCCGACGACUUCUCUCCCGACUCGAUACCUUCUGACGCCUUUGUGGUCUACCAAGGUCAUCACGGUGACAUCGGUGCUCAGUACGCCGAUGUUGUCCUGCCAGGUGCUGCUUACACGGAGAAGUCGACGACCUUUGUCAAUACCGAGGGCCGAACUCAGAUUACUCGAGCUGCAGUUCCCCCUCCCGGAGCAUCGCGUGAGGACUGGAAGAUUCUGCGAGCCCUGUCCGAGGUGGUGAAUGCUCCACUGCCGUACGAGGACCUGCUGGAUCUGCGCGAUCGUAUGUACGAGAUCUCCCCCACGCUGGUCAGGUACGACGUCGUCGAGCCCACAAGUGUCGCCAAUGCCAAUGCCUCGAUUGCCCACCUCAAGACACUGGCAAAGGGCGCAUCCCCCACUGGCGCACCACUGCUCAGGCCCAUUACCAACUUCUACCAGACAGACGCAGUCUCCCGGGCUAGCCCAACAAUGGCAAAGUGUGUCAAGGCAUUUGUGGAGAGGGUGCCGAUGGAUGAGGUGGAGCCUCAGUCCGUCGUUACGAUGGGGUGA